This is a messenger RNA of Phyllostomus hastatus (greater spear-nosed bat), 3255 nucleotides long. RefSeq names its product clusterin associated protein 1 (gene IFT38). Lineage: Eukaryota; Metazoa; Chordata; Mammalia; Chiroptera; Phyllostomidae. Bases 658 to 1998 code for a protein of 446 amino acids. Gene Ontology annotation, biological process: cilium assembly. Gene Ontology annotation, cellular component: cilium; centrosome; intraciliary transport particle B. The transcript is spliced from 15 exons. The record is from RefSeq and is a predicted model, not a curated record.
UGUACCGUCUGCUGUGCGGCGUACCGCCUCUUAAUGCUGCAGCGUUUUUCCUGGGGUUUCUGACGCCAGCACAGCUAGCACUUUACACGUGGCGGGUAGGACGCUACUGAGCUAGGGAAACCCAGCUUCGUGACAUUAUGGUACAUUCUUUCUAGAGGAGUGGAGGAGGAAAUGGGAAGCAGCUUGUAGAGCACGUAGCACAGUGUCAGGCACAUUUUAGGUGUUCAGAACGUGUCAGCCAGUGUCAAGUAUCUGCAAAACGUUGAAAGAGACCCGAACGCCCUGCGGCUCGUAGCUUCACGUCGGGAGUAACAACCCAUACCUCCCUCAUUGACUCCGGGGACAUUCCCAUGCCUGCCACCCCUUUCCCUUGCGUGUGCUCGCGCAAUCCGUCUGCUUCGCUUCUCAUCCUGUUUGACGCUUGCUGCGCGCCGUCGAGAACUCCGUGCGUUGCCACAGAGACCGUGAGCGCCGAGAGGGGAGCGGUGGAGUUCAGCCGAGACUCCGGGCUAGUGGGGACUACAGCGCCAUGUCUUUCCGCGACCUCCGCAGGACUGAUGAGGAUAAGGGAAGCCAAAUGCCUUUGCCAGAAGGUUGGCGAAGUGGAAGAAUGGAGAAAAGAGAGUUAUUACUACUUUCACGCUAGAUUUUACAGAGAUGAUGAGAGCCUUGGGUUACCCUCGACAUAUUUCUAUGGAAAAUUUCCGCACACCAAAUUUUGGACUUGUGUCUGAAGUUCUUCUCUGGCUCGUGAAAAGGUAUGAGCCUCAGACUGAUAUCCCUUCUGAGGUUGAGACGGAACAAGACCGAGUUUUCUUCAUCAAGGCAGUUGCCCAGUUCAUGGCCACCAAGGCACAUAUAAAACUCAAUACUAAGAAACUGUAUCAAGCAGAUGGGUAUGCAGUGAAAGAACUAUUGAAGAUUACUUCUAUCCUUUAUAAUGCUAUGAAGACCAAAGGGAUGGAGGGCUCUAAAAUAGGAGAGGAGGAUAUCAGCAAAUUCAAGUUUGAUCUUGGUUCAAAGAUUGCCGAUUUGAAAGCAGCCAGGCAGCUUGCUUCUGAAAUCACCUCCAAAGGAGCAUCUCUGUAUGACUUGCUGGGCAAGGAGGUAGAGUUGAGGGAACUGAGAACAGAAGCAAUUGCCAGACCUCUGGAAAUAAACGAGACUGAAAAAGUGAUGAGAAUUGCAAUAAAAGAUAUUUUGGCACAGGUUCAGAAGACUAAAGACCUGCUGAAUAACGUGGCCUCUGACGAAGCUAAUUUAGAAGCCAAAAUUGAAAAGCGGAAAUUAGAACUGGAAAGAAACCGGAAGCGACUCCAGACUCUGCAGAGUGUCAGGCCAGCCUUUAUGGACGAAUAUGAGAAGAUUGAGGAAGAAUUGCAAAAGCAGUAUGACAUUUAUCUGGAAAAAUUUCGAAAUCUGGCUUAUCUGGAGCAACAGCUUGAGGAUCAUCACAGGAUGGAGCAAGAGAGGUUUGAAGAAGCUGAAAAUACUCUUCGUCUGAUGCAGAACAAACUGAAGGAAGAAGAAAAGAGACUGCUCAAGAGUGGAAGUCAGCCAGGAGAACCCGAAGCUGCCCUAAGUGAUAAGCCUGCAUGGAGUGUAUGCCCUCCUGGGAGGCCUGGCACAGGUAAUAACGACUCAGACAUUGACAUCCAGGAUGACAAUGAAUCCGACAGUGAACUGGAAGAGAGGCGGCUGUCUAAGCCGCGGACAGCCAUGGAGGUGCUCAUGCAAGGAAGACCUAACAAAAGCAUCGUGGGCACAAUGCAAGGUGGAGACUCUGAUGAUGAUAUGGAAGGACCACCAACUCUGUUAGGUAAAGGCAAGACCUCCAGCUCCAAGAAGCAGGAAGACUCAGAGGACAGUGAAAUUGACAUGGAAGAUGAUGAAGAUGAUGAAGAUUUGGAAGACGAGAGCAUUGCUCUUUCCCCAGCUAAACCUACUCGAAGGGUCAGGAAACCUGAGCCCCUGGAAGAGAGUGACAAUGACUUCUGACCUUCUUAUAAGGGACCCAUGCAGAUUAAAACCCUCAGACUGGUAGGUAAAUGGCAAUGUAGAAGUUUAGGAAGGACACAUAUUUUGUUCUCCAAGCCAGUUGGGCUGACUGUUAGUGAAGUAUUACCUAUUAUUGCUUUAGCCUACUAUUUUCAUGGAGUGUAACUCCAUGAAAUUUAAACAAGAAUUUGUUUAAAUUAGGGUCAGAACAAACCUUAAAGAUUAUUUUUUUGCCUUAUUUAUGUCCUAAAACUUGAGAAAUGCAUGUGUUCUUAGUGAGUCACACCCACAGGACAAAAACUCAAGGAGAAGUAAGUUUCUAUGUCAGUGAGGCAGACCUGGGACUGGGCAGUGCACAGGGACUCAUUUCAGGAGUAGUGGCAGACCAGUAAUCACUUGUACAAUUUAGAGGCUGUUAUUUUAGCCCCUAUUUCAUUUUAUAGUUUUAUUUUUCCUUCUGCAUGCUUACAAUACCAAGCUUUAAAUGUAUUUUACUAAAAUUUUCUGAAUGAAAGUUAGCUAAAUAAGAUGAAAACCAAGUUUUCUUGAUAAUCAGGCAACAGAAAUGCUCCUGGUUACAAAGUCUCCAUUUUCUCUCAGAAGGCUAACAUUCCUCCUUAGGAAAGCAAAUUAAGGAAAAACUGUUAGUACAAAUUUGUGUUUCUAACUUAAAAAAUAAACCAGAAUUGAAUUAUGUGGAGAACACUAGAAUUUCCCUACUGUGAAAAGAAAAGUUAUAGGUGGCAUUGUGUUUUUUGUUUUUGUUUGUUUUUUGGAAAGCACAGAACAGUUUUUAUUUGUUUUUCUUUUUUUACAUUUAAAAAAAUAUAUUGUCUUUAUUAUAUUUUUCCAUUACCAUUUAGUCCCCUUAUACCUCUCUCCCCUCAGCAGUCACUACACUGUUGUCCAUGUCCACAUCCUUCAUUCGUUUUUCAGUUAUAAAGUCAGAAGACUUCUGAAGUGACUUUUCUUAAUAAAUGUAUUUAAUAGCAUAUUUUUACAUUAUUAAAUGUUUUACUUGAAAAUAUAAUUUUGUUUAUUUGCAACAAUAAUACUCGAGAAAAGUUCACAGAUUAGUAUGGUACAUGUCAAUUUUAGACUAUGUGACAGUUAUGUCAUAGUUGCUUUUUUGUCUUAUCUUUUCCUAAUUUUAUGUAUAAGAUUACCCCUUUUUUUAAACAUUCGGCAUUCAGUUAAUCCCUCAGUAAUUUGGAACAUGCCAUUUUUGAAACAAUAAACUAAAUGGGAAAUAGAUGU